This is a messenger RNA of Triplophysa dalaica, 1992 nucleotides long. RefSeq names its product VPS33B interacting protein, apical-basolateral polarity regulator, spe-39 homolog (gene vipas39). Gene Ontology annotation, biological process: vacuolar transport; intracellular protein transport. The record is from RefSeq and is a predicted model, not a curated record. NCBI's taxonomy places the organism in Eukaryota, Metazoa, Chordata, Actinopteri, Cypriniformes, Nemacheilidae. The transcript is spliced from 19 exons. Gene Ontology annotation, cellular component: cytoplasm. The coding region runs from base 68 to 1528 and encodes 486 amino acids.
UUAUUUUGGCGGCAUGUUGCUACCAGGAAGUAACAAGACACAAAUCUGACGUUUCGUGUUGAAGAAGAUGACACGAGCCAAACCAGAAGAUGAUGAGUACUGGAACAGGUCCAAAUUAAAAGCUUUCACAUUUGAUGAUGAAGACGAUGAGUUUUCACGGCUUAAAGAGUCCAAACGGGCCGUCAACAGCCUUAUGAUAGAUGCUGCUGCUGAUGAUGAUGAUGAUGAUAAUUUUGAGAAAGUCAGUUGGAGUGGAGAACCUGUGGGAAGUAUCUCUUGGUCAGUUAAAGAGACUGCCUCCAGUAAUCGAUCAGGCAGUGAACCGUGCUUUCCCAAAAUAGACACCACCUCUUCACUGUCCAAACAGGGAUCUGGAUACUCGCUGAGCUCUCUGUUUAGAGCAAAAAGUAAAUCGGGUGGUUUUCAGUCCUUCUCAGAGUCUUUUAGUGAAACAUCUAUAAGAACAUAUGCACCAGAGCUGCGAAAACCCAAAUCUGAUAGAAAGGAUUUUGUCAGCGACCUGAGUCCUGAGGAAACAGUGAGGAGAAUGCAGAAAGGACGGGCGUACUCGCUGGAGAAGUUCCGCUCCCUCCAGGACAAACUUUUGCUUCUUGAUGAAGCAGUUGCUCUUUAUGAUGGCAAUGUCAUCACUGCUGUCUUGAUCUAUUUAAAAAAGUCUUUAAAUAAAGAUAUCCUCUUUCGAGUGUUAAUGUCCAGAGAUGUGGCAUUGCAUCAUUACAUUCACUAUUUAAAAGAGAUGGGAGAACAGAAGCUUCUGGUGGAGUUACUGAAGGCUCUCGGCAGGACGGAAGAUAUGGCGUUGGUGCAAUACAAAGAGAACUUGGGUAUUAAGGAUGAAGGCAGAAGAAGAGAUUUCCUGAAAAGUUGUCUCAGCCUUCCUUUUUCUCAAGACGAUGCCAUUCAUGUUCAAGACCACUAUACACUCCUCGAGAGACAAAUCAUCAUAGAGGCUAGUGACAAGAGGGCAGAUGGUGAAAUCUUUAAAAGGUUUCCAAGAAAAGCAUCUAUCUUAAAUAUGCCAAUCAUCACCACACUAUACUACUCCUGCUUUUACCAUUAUGGAGAGUCUGAGGGAACUUACAGCAGCCCAGCAAACAUUAGAAAAACCUUCAGGAUUUCAGAAAAGCAGUACAUUCUAACAGCUCUUGGCGCGAGAGCUAAACUAAGAUUAUGGUUUGAUGUGGAUAGUUUGUUCAACACCAAAAACUGGCUUGGCUACACCAAGAAGAAAUCCCCCAUUGGCUUUCACAAAGUGGUGGACAUCCUUCACAAAAACAACGCACCUAUAUCGGUCCUGCAGGAAUAUGUGAACCUCAUCGAUGACACAGAGGUCAAGCUCGGUAUGGCUCUGAAGUAUAAAUGCCAUGACAUUGUCAUCAAUACGUACAGGGACCUGAAGGACCGACAGCAGCUUGUUGUGUACGUACCAAAGCUGGAGCGAGACUCUGUUGAGUACAGGAAGGUCCAAGAAAUCCUCAGCAAUGGGCAAAUCAGAUGGAAAAACUGACAUGGACGCUUGCACAAAGCAUGCAGCGAUGUGCUGUUACGGACAUCUCUCAUAGACAAUAUUUCACAAAAACCUCAUACAGCUGCUUAUUAUGAGUCUUACAGUUAAGGUGAGACAAACAGGACUGAGAUCUUCAGCUUGUUCAGCAUCACCAGGGCAUCAACAUCUGCUUGAUCUAAUGGAGUUAUUCUCUCGCAAAUGUAUAAAGUGUGAUUGUGAAUCUGCCAAGUGAUCUUCUGCCAACUGUACAGGUGAACACUAUUUAAACAUAAAAAUGUUGCUUGCUUGCCAGUGUGCAACAUAUUCUUCACCUCUCAAGCCCUUAUAACUUUCUAUUCAAACAUGUAUUUAUUUAUGAACAUUCCUCUUCCUCUUUUUUUUAAAUGUAUUACAAAUCCAAAACAAUUAUGUAAGGUGUAUGAAUAUGUGACCGAUUUGUUUUAAUAAAAAACCUAAAGAUUGUG